Xenopus tropicalis (tropical clawed frog) is the source of this 967-nucleotide messenger RNA. It is a transcript of the gene taf10, whose product is annotated as TATA-box binding protein associated factor 10. NCBI's taxonomy places the organism in Eukaryota, Metazoa, Chordata, Amphibia, Anura, Pipidae. Gene Ontology annotation, biological process: DNA-templated transcription initiation. Gene Ontology annotation, cellular component: nucleus. The record is from RefSeq and is marked provisional.
CAAGGGUGAAGAUGAGCGGGACGGAGACAGCGCCAGACUCUCUAUCUGCUAUUGCCUCAGUCCAGCCCGGUCCGGCCCCAGAGAGUAAGCCCAGCCCGGCAAACAUUCCCAAACCCGGGCCUGCCGCGGCCUCUGCAGCUGCUCUACCCGGGAGGGACACGGGGGAGCGAAGAGCCAGCGUCCCUGCAUCAGCGGCUGCUGCCCCCUCCGAGGGAUCCCUCUCUAAUGGCGUGUACCUGCCCCCGGGGGUGGCAAAUGGCGAUGUCAAACCUGUCAUUUCCACUACCCCCCUGGUGGAUUUCCUGAUGCAGCUGGAGGACUAUACCCCUACGAUCCCAGAUGCCGUCACUGGAUAUUACCUGAACCGGGCCGGGUUUGAAGCAUCCGACCCACGCAUAAUCCGGCUGAUCUCCUUGGCAUCUCAGAAGUUCAUCUCUGACAUUGCAAAUGACGCCUUGCAGCACUGUAAGAUGAAGGGGACGGCCUCCGGGAGCUCUCGCAGCAAAAGCAAGGAUAAGAAAUACACUCUCACUAUGGAAGACCUGACUCCGGCGCUGGCGGAAUAUGGCAUCAACGUAAAGAAGCCGCACUAUUUCACCUAGCGCUUCGGCCCAGCGGGCUUUCCCGUAUCCCACGGACUGGCGGCACGGAUCUCCAUGUUACGCCCGGGGCAAAAGACUUUUAGGUCCCCUGAGGAUCUUUAUUGGGCUCACGUCAUUGGUGGAGAGCCAUGAUCCACUCACCGAGCUGAACUGUCUCUAUUGGGUAUUUACCCCCGGGGGGGCAUUGCCCAACUCACUGCCAGGAAAUAUUUGGCUUAAUGGGAAGAAGCCCCAGUAAUGUAGCAGUGUAAAUAUAAAGCCUGAUUCCCUUCUUCCUGAGAUUGCUAGAAAGCUUCAUUAACCCCCCACACUUUUUUUUUUUUGUUUUUAUUUUUAAGUGCCAACAUUUAUCUUCCCCCCCCCCC